AUGGAGAUAAUGCAUAGCCUGGGCUGGCUACUCGCCAUCUCUACUUUGGCUGUGCUGGGAAAUAUUAUUCUUCAGUUGCUUCCCCGAAGAAAGUCUGAACCACCUCGCGUCAUUCAUUGGAUCCCAUUAGUCGGAAAUGCAAUCCAGUACGGCACCAAUCCAAUCAAGUUCUUCGCAGAGUGUCGAGCCAAGUAUGGCGACAUAUUUACUUUUACCCUGUUUGGAAAGAAAAUCACCUGCUUCCUCUCCGUCGACGGCAACGACUUUGUCCUCAAUGGCAAACACGCCGACCUCAACGCCGAAGACAUUUACAAACCCCUAACGAAGCCAGUUUUUGGCUCCGAUGUUGUAUACGAUUGCUCCAAUGCCAAGUUUAUGCAGCAGAAAAAGUUUAUCAAGUUCGGCUUGACUCGCCAGGCUUUUGAGUCCUACGUGCCCAUGAUUGAGGAAGAAGUCUUGGGCUACCUUGAGACGGAGCCCAGCUUGCAGGGUGUCGCCGGAACCAUGGACGUCCCAAAAUCCAUGGGUGGUAUCACUAUCCUUACAGCGGCGCGAACUCUCCAAGGCGAGGAAGUGCGCAGCAAGCUCUCUGCUGGAUUCGCUGAGCUGUACCACGACUUGGAUCUUGGUUUUCGGCCCGUCAACCUUCUGAUGCCCUGGGCACCUCUCCCAGAGAACCGCAAGCGCGACGCCGCCCAUGCCAAGAUGAGGGAAGUGUACAGCACCAUUGUUGAUGAGCGGCGUCACUCAGAGAAGGAGUGUGAUUCCGACAUGAUAUGGAACCUCAUGAACUGCGUAUACAAGGACGGCUCCACCAUCCCAAACCACGAAAUCGCACACUUGAUGAUUACCUUGCUCAUGGCAGGGCAGCACACUUCCUCGUCUGCAAGCUCAUGGGUUAUUUUACACCUUGCAUCCCGUCCCGAAGUCACAGAGGAGCUGUUCCAAGAACAGGUCCAAAUGCUCGGCCAUGGGAAACCCAACCUCCCUCCCCUGCAGUAUACCGACCUUGAGAAGCUUCCGUUGCUUCAGCAGGUCAUCAAGGAGACCCUGCGUGUGCAUUCGUCUAUCCACUCCGUCAUGCGUAAAGCCACGCGACCUAUCCAAGUGCCUGGCACCGACUACGUUGUGCCGCCCGGCAGGAUUCUCCUUGCAUCGCCCCAGGCAACGGCUCGCGACGAGCAAUACUUUACCAACGCGGACGAGUGGCAGCCUUCUCGCUGGUCUAGCGACCUCGCAGGUAGCAUCUUCGAUGCUGAAGAAACGUCUAGCAUUUCCCGCGGGGCCAAAAGCGCCUAUCUGCCGUUUGGGGCGGGCAGACAUCGGUGUAUCGGAGAACAGUUUGCCUAUCUCAAUCUUGGCGCCAUCAUUGCCACGCUUGUCCGAGAAUUUCGGUUCUACAGUCUGAAGGAGAGCGGCGAUGUGCCAAAGACAGACUAUGCAUCCAUGUUUUCGCGACCCGUGCAGCCUGCCUUGAUCCGGUGGCAGCGUAGGACCAAACGCAGCUAG
Akanthomyces muscarius is the source of this 1509-nucleotide messenger RNA. RefSeq lists its product as uncharacterized. Gene Ontology annotation, molecular function: iron ion binding; monooxygenase activity; heme binding. Bases 1 to 1509 code for a protein of 502 amino acids. The record is from RefSeq and is a predicted model, not a curated record. Gene Ontology annotation, biological process: ergosterol biosynthetic process. NCBI's taxonomy places the organism in Eukaryota, Fungi, Ascomycota, Sordariomycetes, Hypocreales, Cordycipitaceae. The transcript is spliced from 2 exons.